This is a messenger RNA of Amborella trichopoda, 2073 nucleotides long. RefSeq names its product Glycosyl hydrolase family 10 protein. Gene Ontology annotation, molecular function: hydrolase activity, hydrolyzing O-glycosyl compounds. Lineage: Eukaryota; Viridiplantae; Streptophyta; Magnoliopsida; Amborellales; Amborellaceae. The record is from RefSeq and is a predicted model, not a curated record. Gene Ontology annotation, biological process: carbohydrate metabolic process.
CCCUUGUGAUUUCUCUUCUCUCUCUCUCUCUCUCUCUCUCUACUCUCUAACUCUCUCUUAUUUAUCGUGACUUGGUUUCCCCUUCUCUACAUUUCACACUCUUCUUCACCUUCCCUCUCUACUUUCUCUCUUAUUUAUCAGCAUUCUCUCUCUUAGACUAGAGAGAGAAUGCAGGGUUACUACUAUCUUCUGCUCUUUGGGUUUCUUGGGUUGUGCACCAAUUUUUCUUUUGGAGAAUAUGGAGAUGGGCCUCGCUAUGAUUCUACAGCAUACACAGAGUGUAAGUUGUACCCGGAGGCACCCCUCUACAAUGGAGGAAUUCUUGCAAAAGAAGUCUCUAAACAUCCGGGGACGCAGGUCUAUUCACCCGCAUACGUUUUAAGGAACCUCACCAAAGGGGCCAAGUAUACUUUCUCUUGUUGGGUAAGAAUCAAAGGGGCUGGUACUGCUCGAGUAAUGGCGAGGUUAUUAACAGACAACUCGACAGACAAAUGUGUAGGAACUGUAUCAGCCCAAAGUGGGUGCUGGUCUUUUCUCAAAGGCGGAUUUGUAGCCACUGAGUCGAAUUCCGUCUUGUUUCUACAAGACUCCCAACAGAGAGACAUUGAGAUAUCUAUUGCCAGUGCUUCUCUUCAACCUUUCACAGAUGAGCAAUGGAGAAUGCAUCAAGAGGACAACAUUAGAUCUAAAAGGCAACGCAGAGUGGCCGUACACAUCUCAGAUGCAAUGGGACGAAGACUACAAGGAGCUAUAGUCACAAUUGAACAAAAAUCUAAAGCCUUUCCUUUUGGCUCUGCCAUUGCCAAAACCAUCCUUGGGAACCAACCAUAUGAAGAUUGGUUUGCAGAGCGAUUCAAUGCUGCAGUCUUUGAGAACGAGCUGAAGUGGUAUGCAACGGAGCCUGAACCAGGCAAGCUCAACUAUAGCCUACCCGACCAGCUACUUCGUCUGGUGAGAUCAAGAGGGAUCCCUACAAUUAGGGGCCACAACAUAUUUUGGGAGGACCCUGUAUACACCCCUUCUUGGGUUCGUAACCUUAGUGGAAAUGCCCUUCUUCAAGCUGUUAAUUCACGUAUUCAAAGCCUCAUGUCGAGGUACAAGGGAGAGUUCGUGCAUUGGGAUGUGAGCAAUGAGAUGUUACAUUUUGAUUUCUAUGAGAGUAGGCUUGGCCCGAACGCCACCGCCUACUUCUUUGAGACGGCUAAGAGGUCAGACCCUUGGGCCACGCUAUUUAUGAAUGAUUUCAAUGUGGUUGAGACUUGUGGUGAUGAGAAUUCGACUGUUGACGUGUAUGUCUCGAGGCUCAGGGAGCUUAUGGAUGGCGGUUAUGUGAUGGACGGAAUCGGCCUCGAAGCCCACUUUACGAGGCCUAAUGUGCCAUUGAUGAGGAGUAUUUUGGACAAAUUGGCAACCUUGGGGCUUCCUAUUUGGCUCACAGAGGUGGAUAUCAGCAAAACUCUGGAUCAUGAGACUCAGGCUACUUAUCUUGAAGAGGUUUUAAGAGAAGGAUUCUCUCAUCCAUCUAUAAAUGGGAUAAUGCUAUGGACUGCUCUACACCCAAAUGGAUGCUAUCAAAUGUGCCUCACUGAUAACAAUCUUCACAACCUACCAACUGGUGUUGUGGUAGACAAGCUUCUUAAGGAGUGGGAAACCAAAGAGGUAAAGGGUUUGACAGGUGAUCGUGGGUCCUUUGAUUUUCAAGCAUUUUUGGGGGAGUACAAAGUAAUUGCCACAUUUGGUGCUAAAACAGUGGAGUCAAGCUUGUCUGUUUGCCAAGGUGAUGAAACCUUACACAUGAUCAUUCCAAUAUAGUUAAGAGAUGAUUGAAAUGAUUAAUCUUCGAAAAAAAGAGAUAUUCGAAAGGCUUAUUGGAUGCUUUAAAGAAAAAAAUGAGCUUCUUUCCUAACAGAAAAAAAAGAAGAGAAAAAAAAGCAGAGGAGUUUAUGUGAGAGUGGUCAACUGCUAUGCCUUAAGAAUUUGUCCCUCUUGCAAAAACAUGUUUAUCUAACCCCACUUCCAAAAAGGAUGAGGUGAUUUAUUGGCUCUUUUAAUGUGAGUUUGUUGAUUUGGCUA